CAUCAUCAUGACAACAGAGAAGAGUCUAGCGGCGGAUGCCGACAGUUCAGAGCAGCAGCAAGCCAAGGAAGAGGAAGGAGCUGCUGAAACACAAAAACAAGAGGCUUCCCUAGAGGAAGGGGCUCAGCAGACGUCGGAGGGACAGCCUGCGGCGGGGCAGAAGCCGAAGGCCUCCAACGGCGACACACCCACGCACGAGGAGCAGAGCAAGAAGGAGCGCCGCACCUCCGAGGGCCGGGGUCUCUCCCGCCUGUUCUCAUCCUUUCUCAGGAGGCCCAAGUCUCAGGUGUCCGAAGAGGACAAAGACACUGAUGCUCCUAAAGAGGUCAGAGGUGACCAGAAGGACCCGGGAUUAGGAGCCAACCCUGAUGAAGAUAUUUUGGUGAAAGCCCCAAUUGCAGCUCCUGAGCCGGAGCUCAAAACUGAUCCAUCGCUAGAUCUUCACUCCUUAAGCAGUGCGGAAACACAGCCUGCGCAGGAAGAGAGGAGGGACGACCAGGAGCCGACCAGCACAGACCUCGGGGGCAAGGAAGGAGGGGAAGCGAAGGAAGAGGGGGCCAAGCCAGAGCUGAAACAAGAGACUGCAGAGACCAAAGCAGAGAAGGAUUUGAAAGCUGCCCAGAAAGCAGUAAAAAGACACAGAAACAUGUACUGCAAAGUCGUCUUGCUGGAUGACACCAUUUUUGAGUGCGCCAUGGAUAAACAUGCCAAGGGGCAGGAUUUACUUAAAAAAGUCUGUGACCACCUCAAUCUCCUGGAAGAAGACUACUUUGGUUUGGCCAUAUGGGACACGCCGACCUCCAGGACGUGGCUGGAUCCUGCCAAAGAAAUAAAAAAACAGGUUCACGGAGGCCCCUGGGAUUUUACCUUCAAUGUCAAGUUUUAUCCACCGGACCCUGCGCAGCUGACGGAGGACAUAACCAGGUAUUAUUUGUGUCUUCAGCUUAGACAAGACAUUAUUACGGGGCGGCUGCCCUGUUCCUUUGCAACUUUGGCUCUGCUGGGAUCCUACACAGUCCAGUCCGAGCUGGGAGACUACGACCCUGAUCUACACAGCCCAGAUUACAUCAGUGAAUUUAAAUUGGCCCCAAACCAGACCAAGGAGCUCGAAGAGAAGGUUAUGGAGCUUCAUAAAACAUACAGAUCCAUGACUCCAGCCCAAGCAGACCUGGAAUUUCUUGAGAAUGCAAAAAAGCUGUCUAUGUAUGGAGUCGACCUUCACCAAGCCAAGGACUUGGAAGGAGUGGAUAUCACUCUGGGAGUCUGUGCCAGUGGCCUUCUUGUUUACAAAGAUAAACUGAGAAUCAACCGCUUCCCUUGGCCCAAAGUCCUGAAGAUUUCCUACAAACGCAGCAGCUUCUUUAUUAAGAUUCGGCCAGGGGAACAAGAACAGUAUGAAAGUACAAUUGGGUUCAAGCUACCAAGUUACCGGGCAGCGAAGAAGCUGUGGAAAGUAUGUGUUGAACAUCACACGUUUUUCAGGCUGACUUCCACCGAGGCCAUCCCCAAGAGCAGGUUCCUGGCACUGGGCUCCAAGUUCCGCUACAGCGGGCGGACGCAGGCGCAGACGAGGCAGGCAAGUGCCUUGAUCGACCGACCCGCUCCCCAGUUCGAGCGGACGGCGAGUAAGCGAGCCUCCAGGAGCCUCGAUGGAGCUAAACGUGCGACUCAAAAAGUUGAGUUCAGAGCCGUAGAGGAAGAGAAGCAGGAGAAGGUGGUGGUGGUUGAGGUUCCCGAACCGAAACCCAUGGAUCAGAUCCGAGAGAAGACAGCCAAACACACUCUUGAAGCUUUUGAAAUGAAACCCAUUGCAGAGGAGGAAGAGGAGGAGGAGAAGGUAGAGGUGGUUAAGGUUCCCGUUGCCAAGCCGCGUUUCCCGGAGCCGUUGCAGACGCGGUCAGCCAAACGUGAUCUUGGCAGUGUUGAGAUAAUCCCAAUUGAAGAGGAGGAGGAGGAAGAAAAAAUGGUGGUGAUGAGAGAACUAGAGCCGGUCUCGAAGGAGUCAGCAGUGGCUGUGAUAACCCCCGAGAGGAGUCCCCGUCCCACCUCUGCCCCGGCCAUUGCUCAGAGCCACGCUGCAGAACCAGUCCCAGCUAAGCCCGGCUUGAAGGACGCGGUUGCUGCAUCUAAAGUAGAAAAGGAAACAGUGAAACCCGAUGUGAGACGUGAAGAAAUCCCACCGGCAAAAGCCAAGCCGGAGCCAGCCGAUGCAUCAAAGGUGAGGAAAACGCACAUUGAGGUCACAGUACCCACCACGAAUGGUGACCAGCCCCAGCAGCAGCCUGCAGAAAAAGAGGAAGAACUGAUAAGAAUGAGGAAGGAUCUAGAUAAGACCCAAGAAGAAAUAAAGAAGCAUCACGCCAACAUCAGUGAAUUGAAGAAGAAUUUUAUGGAGUCCGUCCCGGAGCCUCGGCCGAGUGAAUGGGACAAACGUUUGUCCACUCACUCCCCUUUCCGAACCCUCAACGUCAACGGGCAGAUUCCCGUGGGAGCGGAUGGAGUCAAGAAAGUCACUGUCCUAUCUUCUGAGAGACAGGUUGGUGGGCUUGAGACACAGGAACGUCCUCUGUUAGUACAGGAUGAAGAGAAACUAAAAAAGCAGGCGAUACCUACUGAGACAGCCUUUCCCCGGCAAGCAAGUGGAGAAACUCUUCCAAAGGUUUCUAUUCCAAUUCCUGAAGAGCAGAAAUCACUCAAAAAGUGUCAGCUCUACUCUAGCAUUUUUCCUUCUCCACGUAUUCCCUUUAUGAUGUCCUUUCUCCUGGUCGUAGCACUGACUGUUUGGUGGCUGCUCUUUCUCUGAGUGGCAACAGGGUCAUGUUGAAACCUCAAGACCAAAGCUCCUGAAUUUCUUGGCCGUAGCCUCUGCUGCAUCUUCCUUGUCCUGGUCUUUGAUCUCUGUAGUUCACUGUCCCAGGGAGGGACAGCCUGCGACCGUCGUGUUAAUCCUGCUGUGUGUCGUUGUGUAGCUGUGAUCCGGGACCUGGCAGGAGUGGUCAUGGAUUGCCAGGUCCAUUCUGAAGUUUCCUAGUGUGCAAAAGCAAAUUCUCUGAACCGUGCUCCUGAUUGCUGUGAGAGGGCAGACAGGGAGUGUAACUAUAUGGGAGGAGACGUUUGCUUCUUCAGCUCCUGUAGAUGCCACAUAGGAAUUGCUGAAGACUUGCUUUUAAGCUUGUUUUAAAUGUAAGAUGUUCACAAGCUGAAGAACAUUUGAUCCUGAUCCAAAAGAGGCUUUACAGUAAUCUGCUGAAUCUAAUCCAUAACCACUCCUUUUCUAGGAAACUAAGAUUGGCAUUUAAAUAAAAAGUGUUGAUUAUCAAUGCUGCUGUUAGUGUUAACUUAGAGACAGGGACGGGCAACUUUUCAUUUUCCCAGUGGGCGAAGCCUUUUGCAAAACAUCGCAGCUUCCUUCUCGCACCCCUGUUCUUGUUCCCAAGAAAAUACAUUGUGUUACAGGACAAAACCCUUUGCAAGGAAGUGUUUAUUGUAAACAUAGAUUAAUCAUUUUUCUGAAUCUGGUGGUCUUGGUGCACUUCAGAUGUGUUUUAUUUAAUUUGUGUUGAACUAACUGACGCAUGUUUGCUUAGGUCACAGGAAUGGAGUAACCUGCUGUUAGGUAUGUCUCCUCUGUUAGCAUGUUGACUUUACCACAUCAGGACACACUUCUAAUGUUAAAGCCAUCGAUUGUUUUGACUUCUCUAACAAAACCCUUGCAUGCUGCCCUUGUUUAUUGCCUACAAAUGUAAAUGUCUGGAUGAUGCUCACAUUUAUCCGAGUUACCCUGGUUGAGCUGUGUAGGCUCCAAGAUGAGUUGCCCAGCUGGGCUGAGCAGAACUGGUUUGCGAGCUGGAGGGAAGAUGGGACUUUGUGUCUAAGGGGUUUCUUUUCUGUAUAUACUGCUUACGGGACUGAACUGAGCCAACUGCUUCUCCUUUCGGUAGUAAUCUGCUUUCUGUUGCUUUCUCUGGAGGAUUGGUGUAGACACAAUUACUUCUGAGAACAGCCACCAGUACCAUCAGUGUUGGCAGCUGCUCCAGCAGCACAGAAGAGAAAGGAGUAGACCUUUAUUACAGGGACUAAAAUGUGUGAAUAUAUAUAAAUAUAUGUAUUUAUAUCCCUUUAUAGAUCUGUAUCUGUGUGAACAGUGUUAUUUAGGAAGCUAGCAGAUAAGCUUGCAGGAAAAAGACAUAAGGCAAAUAUGGCAUGUGCUGUCUGAUCUGAAAGAUCGUGGCGUAUCACGGACCACUUGAGCCUCCUCUCUCUUGCUCCCAGUGUACAGGUUGAGGCUUUCUAAAUGCUGUCUCAGAAACUUAGGUCGCUAGUGAAACCCUUUGUUUUAAUCUCGUGGGAAUCUUUCCAAUUAACUCUCGUAACCUGCUCUGAUUGAGUUCACCGGUUUGUGCCUUUAGGACUUUGUUUUGUGAGGAUGCUGAUUUUCCAUUGGAAAGUAUUCUUCCCUUUUUAAUACACUGCCUUUAAUACACAGUCUUCCUCUUUCAGCAGCUGAAGCGCAGAAGUCGCUGGGUGGUUGUAGGGAUGUACCACGGUGCGAAGGAGAGCUGUGGGCAGCGCGACCUGCCUGCUGCCUGCGGGCAGUGCUGCUCGGCGGGCUGCCUGCCUGCGUCCUAGGAGCACGCCCUAGAAAGCACUUGAACUCUGGCGAUCUUUGGCGUGAAGUUUAGGAAGACUGUCUUGAGAAAGGUGGGCCCUGGAGAGUGGGAGAGGUGGGGAAGGAUGGUGAGGUGCAGGGUGGAAGAAGCCUGGGGAAUGCUUCUGGCUGGGAUUCCCCGCCUGAGUCUCCUUCCCAAAAUUGGAACAGACAUGAUGAAAAACGGGGACUGUUUGUUCUCCCCAACUUGGCGUGGAGAGGGAAGGGACAGGAGUUGUUCAGAUCUCUCUCCAUUUUCUGUCCGUGUUUCCUGGAGAAGAGCAGCUUAAACACACACUUGUUUCCUUCCAAAAGCCAUCGCUCGGGUUAGCUGCCGUGAUGCUGCUUUGGGCACUGUUGAGGUCACUGCAUCUUUCUGAGCUGAUGACAAGUACUUUGAAGCCAUACCAAUGGCUUUUGCAAAGCUGUGGGUUCUGUAGCUCUUACCUACCAUUUCCAAAGGACCUGAAGUUUAAAAAUCUUUGCCCAGAGCAGUGUUUGAACAUAGUGCUCAGGGUAUCUUAUCUCAGAGUGAUGAGAGAUGCACUCUGUCACUUAAACGCAAUUCUUCAACUUCUUAAUUAAAACGGUCUCUCUCUUGCUUUUCCUUUUUUAAAAUCUUGAGAUAAGGCUGGUUAUCAUCAGCAAAAAAACUUUGAAACUUUACAUUCUGAGAAUGCUCAGGAACAUUUUUGGGAUUUAUAUCACAAUCGUCACUGCAAAGUAUAAAGAAACUGAACAAAUGCUUUAUAUUUCUAUGGCAAUUUAGAGGCCAGUUAUCUGUACUCACCCAUAGGAUCUUUACUGACAGAGAAAGCCUGUAGCUUAUCAAGAGCAGAAUCCUCAUUCCUCCGAUGCUGCAGUGAUGUGCCCGCUGUGCUACAGCUCCUUUGCCAGUUGUUCUUCUGCUUUUCCUGUUUGCUCGUAAGGCAAAGGGAGUUACAGACAUGCUCCGUGGCAAUCCACAUAAUGUCUCGUUCCUACACGUUAUAUAUCUCGUUCCUGCACGUUAUGUAUCUCAUACACGUCGGUGCUGUGCUGGUUGAUUCCUGGUUUCACCCUUUUCCCUCGAUGUCCGCGCGGGAUGCGGUGCUG
Messenger RNA from Athene cunicularia (burrowing owl), 5743 nucleotides. RefSeq names its product erythrocyte membrane protein band 4.1 (gene EPB41). Lineage: Eukaryota; Metazoa; Chordata; Aves; Strigiformes; Strigidae. Gene Ontology annotation, cellular component: plasma membrane; cytoskeleton. Bases 8 to 2803 code for a protein of 931 amino acids. The transcript is spliced from 19 exons. The record is from RefSeq and is a predicted model, not a curated record. Gene Ontology annotation, molecular function: actin binding; structural molecule activity. Gene Ontology annotation, biological process: cortical actin cytoskeleton organization.